AAUUUACUGUAAGUUUGCUCAUCUCUAAUGUUCACCAUAAGGUGUCUAUGCAUUCAAUUUGGAACAAGUUGUGAUACAUAGAUCAAAACCAUAAUUAGGAAAAUGAUGUAUUGGUCUGUAUGUCAAUGUGACAUUUUCCUUUUCAUUUUUCAGAAGACUCAUCUACAGCUAUCUUAUUUGUGUUUAUUGUUGACUACUCUACAGAACAGCUAUACAGAAGACUCAUCAACAGCUCUUUUCUUUUGCUUUAUUGUCUACUACUUAUCAGAGCCGCUUUUCAGGUUUGCAUAAAAAUUUUACAUAAAGUUAUGUAAUACAUAAAUAUAGUGUGGGUGAUUUUAGAACAACUUGUCCUGAUGUGAAGCUGAAGAGUGUCCCAUGGCAACCGUUCAGAUCGCUUCUUUCAUCAAAAAAGCUAUAUGAUUGUUUGCUUUGGGCAACCCAACAACCUUUAGAUACAUAAAUGUAUUUCCUCUUCAUGCCACACAGAGGUAAUAAAGGGGCAAUGAAAUAGUAGGGUGAAAAUUAGUAGUAGACAUAGUGGCGGAUCAAGGUGAAAUAAUAUGGCACAGUGGUUAAAAUCAUAUGGGGGGUGGUUUUAGUAGAUUACUAAAAGGCUCUCAGAUAUUCUACUGUAUUUAAGGGUUUUAUAGUUAAUUACAAUCUUCAUUUAGUACAUGACACUACUCUAUAAUUUAUAAAGAUUUUUUUAGCCUCUAUUCACAAUAGGGAACAUCUUCCACUAAUGGACACUAUUUUAUUCCACGUGAUUCUGCACCAUUCUUAGAUUAUAGUGGAUACUAUCUUAUGCCUCAGUUCAAUAAUGUAAUGCUCCCGCACUAAAAUUAUUUAGAAAGCUUUGUAAAAUUUUGGAAGGAGUUACAUUACUGUACUAGUGAACUAACAUAUUAAUCUUGUAUUUAUUAUUUGAAUGGUGCUUUUUCAAUAAAUAUUAUUUUUCAAAUGUUCUCCUAGAAAAUAGAAACAUAAUGUAAUUUUAAUAUUUUUAUAUAGACAUAUUUAGUAUUUAUUUUAAAAUCCAUUAUUCCAUUUUCUUCUUUAGAAAAUGCCGGGCUGCAUUGUCAACGGUUGCAAGUCAAGGAGCGUAAAAGGCGACCAUAAUAUCAUCAUGCAUUCCUUCCCAAGAGAGAGGGAUCGUAUCAUGGCAUGGCUAUUGGCUACAGAUCAAGAGUUUCCCAAAAUUGAUGAACUGGUUGACCACAUUCAUCUCUCUAAAACGAACAAUUAUCGGCUCUGCUCAGCCCAUUUUAAAACUACUGACUAUACCUUUAAUCCAAAUACAGGAAAACAGAGGCUCACCCCCUUUGCCGUUCCUAGUAUUUUCCCUACACGGGAUAUACAAGUUCAAGCUGCCGAGGCAGUUGAGGCUGAAAUCCUGAAUCCUCAAAAGAGGAAAAGAUUGGAUGAAGACGUAGCUUCAAUGGUUUAAAGCCAGGGGAAAUGUGCCCAACCUGCCGAAAUAUUGUACCUCAUGUUAACCCAACUGAAACGGAGCCACAAGCCUCAGAGAUAACGAAAAAGGAAGCAGCAACUAUAUUUGACAGGAAUUGGGGAACCGGAAAUCAGUGUAUACAAGUAAAACCUACAACUUUCUCUAUAAAAAUACAAUGCAGAAGACUGGUUAAAAAAAAAAUCUUGAGAAAAAAAAAAUCAAGACAAAGCUUGGUAUUUGGAAACCUGCCUUCGGAGCCAUUGCAAGGUGCCAGUGUAAUAUUUUUGACUCCGAAAAAAAAUAUAGGACCAACUGGAUCAGCAACUCUUAACAGUGUACCUGAGUUUCAAGAAAGUUGUAGAGCUAGACACGAACUACUACCUGCCACGCUUUUAUCCGAAUUGACAAUUUCACCUAUACAACCUAUUGAAGACCCUGAAGUCACUGUUAUUGUGGAGGAAUCUACUCUGCAUGCUCCUAUAUCUGUUUUAGAAGUAGAUAAAAGUUUAUCAACAAUCACAACUCCAGUCUCAACAAAUGAAAGUAGUUCAAGUGAUGAUGAGGGAGACUCAGUUCAUUCAGAUGAUGAAGACUACGAAGAAGAGGACAGUCAGCAUGUGCUGAGUGAAAAAUUUGUAAAUGUAAAUGUACCACAUCAUGAAGAAAGAAAAUUCAUAGUUUAUGAAAGCUGUUUGGACACAUUACUAUACAAGAUGCCUUGUACCUCUAAUCCACCCUGCAACAAAAAAAAUACUAAGAGUGUAUAAAAAAACAAAGGGAUCAUAUAUUUCAGUCUUUGCUGAAUGCGAGGCCAAACAUUUAAAACGCAUAUGGCAGAGCCAGCCCCGAUUGGGAAAGAAACCAUUUGGAAAUUUACAGUUAGCUACUGCUAUCAUUACUAGUGGAAACACUUACAUCAAAAUCCAACAGUUCCUAAAAAUAUUUAAUAUUUUGGAAAUUAGCCAGGCUACUUACUACCGUAUCCAAAAAAUAUAUAUAUUUCCUGCAAUUGAAAAUUCUUGGACAAUUAAUCAAAAAUUAGAAAUGGAAAAAAUAUCACAACAUGCAGUAUGUUUUGCUGGAGAUGGACAAUGUGAUUCACCCGGGCACAGUGCAAAAUAUUGCAUAUACACAUUGAUGGAUGUAGAAACUAACAAAAUAUUGAAUUUCAACAUUCAACAAAUCGGUAUUGGUUUAUCCUCUGUUGCCCUUGAAAAAAUAGCGUGCAAGAAUGCCUUGGAAUUUCUACUGCAAAAUAAAGUGGACAUAGACAUCAUUUGCACUGACCGGCACGUAUCCAUCAGAAAAAUGCUGCGUGAGGAAUAUAAAACAAUUGGUCACCAGUUUGAUGUCUGGCACUUAGCUAAAUCUAUUGGAAAAAAGCUACUUGCCGUCAGCAAAAAAAAAACUAAAAACUGCCAAGAUUUAGCAGAAUGGAUAGGACCAAUUAAAAAUCAUUUAUGGUGGAGUUCUAAUACUUGUGAAUGCAAUCCAGAUGAACUUGUAAACAGAUGGAACUCUGUCUUGUACCAUGUCACCAACGUUCAUUUUUGGAAGGAUCAUAAUGGUCAGGAAUCAUCUUGUCAUCAUGACCAACUCCCUGAGGACAUUCAGUCCACCCGAAAAUGGUUAAAAAACAAAGUGCCUGUUAUGUUGAACUUGGAAAAAUUGUCAUGGAUACAAGACUACAAAAAGACCUUAGACAUCUUAGCAACUUUUGUCACACUGGAGAUCUGGAAGUGUUUCAUAGUUCACUAACAAAAUAUAGGCCUAAAAGACUUCAUUUUAGUACAGAUGGGGUGUAUGCUCGAACACAGCUUGCUGCUCUUGACCAUAAUUAUAAUGUGAAUAGAGUGCAAGCAGUUGUUACAAGAGAGACUGAAACUAGCGGACCUUUAGGCACACCGAGGUACAAUCUUGCCUAUUCAAAAGCCCGGAAAGAGUGGUUUGUACGAUCAGUGUAUGAGCCAACCACUCAGGAAUUCGUCUCGAAAAUCAUGCAGGAUGUAAUGGGACUUGCCGAUGGAAACAUUUCCAUAGACUGGACCUCUCGCCGGUCAACAAUGCCUUCUAAUAUAGCACCAAUUGAAAAACCAGACAAACAAUCAAUGGUUGAAAAACACCACUCAAGAUUUUAAUUUUUUACUUGUUUGUUAUGUGCUAUAUACUUGUUUAUGUGCUAUAUUGUUUAACAUGCAUAUUCAUGUAUAUUUUCAUGAGUAAAAAAUACUUUUUUUUAUUAAUGGUUUAUUAUUAUAGUGUUGUUUAUUUAAAAAUAUUAUUACUACUUGUUUUUGUGAAAUGUUUUCAUUACAGAAAAUAAAUUUUAAUCAUCAAUUGUUAAAAAAAAAAACGUAAAUCAAAAAUAUUCAGUUUCUAAGGAAUUAAUAUUUUUUUUAUAUGCCAUAUAAGACUACCUUUAAACAAGGUAAAAUUUUAUAGAAAACCGGGGGUUAUCUCAUACGCCAGGUGCUGCAGCUGGCCGAGAUACAAGGAGUAUGGAUUAUCUAUUUUUCAGUUGGUAUGUAUUUAAAAUUUCUGCUUUAUAUAGCAACUGACAAAUAAUAUCUUCUCUACUUUGAAUUGUUGCCAUCUUGACUAUUUAUUCCACACACAAUUCUUCACUGUUAAACAUGCAAAACAAACACAUUAGGAUCCGCAAU
Molecule: messenger RNA, 4116 nt
Organism: Hyla sarda
Lineage: Eukaryota; Metazoa; Chordata; Amphibia; Anura; Hylidae
Exons: 2
Coding region: 2135-3211 (358 amino acids)
Source: RefSeq, a predicted model, not a curated record